This is a messenger RNA of Peromyscus eremicus (cactus mouse), 1493 nucleotides long. RefSeq names its product zinc finger protein 431-like. Gene Ontology annotation, biological process: regulation of immune system process; negative regulation of transcription by RNA polymerase II; regulation of cytokine production. The record is from RefSeq and is a predicted model, not a curated record. NCBI's taxonomy places the organism in Eukaryota, Metazoa, Chordata, Mammalia, Rodentia, Cricetidae. The transcript is spliced from 5 exons. The coding region runs from base 81 to 1493 and encodes 470 amino acids.
CUUGGCUUUGAAGAAGAGCUGGUUCCAGCAGUUUUGUGUGGUUUGCUGUGAGUCCUGCUGCAGUGAGCUGAGCCGAGAGCAUGGCCAAGCAGGGAAACCAUGACUUGGAGGAGUGGGCAUUGCUGGAUCUUUCACAGAAGAAUAUCUACAAAGAUAUGAUGCUGGAGACAUAUAUGAACCUCACUACUAUAGGAUACAAUUGGGGAAAUCUUGAAGUUGAAGAACAUUGUCAAAGCUCUCAAAGACAUGAAAGGCAUAUAAGAGCACACACUGGAGAGAAACCAUAUGAAUGCAAUCACUGUGGUAAAGCCUUUGCAGAUCAUAGUCAUCUUCAAAGGCAUGAAAGAACACAUACUGGAGAGAAACCUUAUGAAUGCAAUCAUUGUGGUAAAGCCUUUGCAGAUCAUAGUCACCUUCAAAGGCAUGAAAGAACACACACUGGAGAGAAACCCUAUGAAUGUCAACAGUGUGAUAAAUCCUUUGCACAUAACAGACAUCUUCAAAGGCAUAAAAGAACACAUACUGGAGUGAAUCCCUAUGAAUGUAAUCACUGUGGUAAAGCCUUUGCAGAUCAUAGUCAUCUUCAAAGGCAUGAAAGAACACAUACUGGAGAGAAACCCUAUGAAUGCAAUCACUGUGGUAAAGCCUUUGCAGAUCAUAGUCACCUUCAAAGGCAUGAAAGAACACACACUGGAGAGAAACCCUAUGAAUGUAAACAGUGUGAUAAAUCCUUUGCACAUAACAGACAUCUUCAAAGGCAUAAAAGAACACAUACUGGAGUGAAUCCCUAUGAAUGUAAUCACUGUGGUAAAACCUUUGCAGAUCAUAGUCAUCUUCAAAGGCAUGAAAGAACACAUACUGGAGAGAAACCCUAUGAAUGCAGUCACUGUGGUAAAGCCUUUGCAGAUCAUAGUCAUCUUCAAAGGCAUGAAAGAACACACACUGGAGAGAAACCCUAUGAAUGUAAACAGUGUGAUAAAUCCUUUGCACAUAACAGACAUCUUCAAAGGCAUAAAAGAACACAUACUGGAGAGAAACCAUAUGAAUGCAGUCACUGUGGUAAAGCCUUUGCAGAUCAUAGUCACCUUCAAAGGCAUGAAAGAACACAUACUAGAGAGAAACCCUAUGAAUGCAAUCACUGUGGCAAAGCCUUUGGAGAUCAUAGUCAUCUUCAAAGGCAUGAUAGAACACAUACUGGAGAGAAACCCUAUGAAUGCAAUCACUGUGGUAAAGCCUUCGCAGAUCACAGUCACCUUCAAAGGCAUGAAAGAACACAUACUGGAGAGAAACCCUAUGAAUGUAAUCUGUGUGAUAAAGCCUUUGCAGAUCACAGUAAUUUUAAAACACAUGAAAUAACACAUACUGGAAAGAAACCCUAUGAAUAUAAUCUGUGUAAUAAAGCCUUUGCAUAUCAUAGUUAUCUUCAAAUAUAUAAAAGGAGACAUACAGGAGAGAAACCCUAUAAAUGGAGUUCCUCAGGCAGGUGGUUCUAG